AUGGAACCAAUCCCCGAGGGCUCUCUGAUGGAUCAGUUCCCAAAAGGGGAUGAUGGAUUCAGGAAUUCAAGACUGAAAUUGAUCGCGAAUAUUGUCAAAGGCCCAUGGAUUGUGAGAAAAGCAGUUGGAGAGCAGGCUAUCUGCAUUAUUGGUCGAUCAGUUACUUGCAAGUAUUGUUUAGGAGAAAACUUUAUUGAAGUUGAUAUAGAUAUUGGUUCUUCGGUGGUUGCAAAUGCGAUUGUUCAUCUAGCAUUUGGUUACAUAAGUAGACUUACUGUUGAGUUAGCUUUUCUCAUCGAACAAACUGAAUCAGAGCUUCCAGAAAGAAUCUUAGGACCCGUUAGAUUUUCUGAGCUCAAUACUGCUUCAGCAAGGCAAGUUGAACUGUAUUAUGAAAAGAGCAUGGAAUAUUUGCAGUCGUCUCUUCAAACGAGAUUUUGGAAAUCACUUGGUCGGGGCUUCUCCCAACUUAUUAAGCCAGGUGGUCAAGAAAGUGAGUCCAACUGCCAUACGGCACAUGUCAAUGGGGAAAAAAUUAAUGCAGAUGCUGACAAGUUAUAUGUAUUAAUUUUUGGACACUCAAUUAAAUUCCCAAUGAAAAAGUAG
This is a messenger RNA of Fraxinus pennsylvanica, 606 nucleotides long. NCBI's taxonomy places the organism in Eukaryota, Viridiplantae, Streptophyta, Magnoliopsida, Lamiales, Oleaceae. The record is from the annotation of a GenBank genome assembly.